Molecule: messenger RNA, 2070 nt
Organism: Pneumocystis jirovecii RU7
Lineage: Eukaryota; Fungi; Ascomycota; Pneumocystomycetes; Pneumocystales; Pneumocystaceae
Product: threonine-tRNA ligase
Exons: 12
Coding region: 1-2070 (689 amino acids)
Biological process (GO): threonyl-tRNA aminoacylation
Cellular component (GO): cytoplasm
Molecular function (GO): ATP binding; threonine-tRNA ligase activity
Source: RefSeq, a predicted model, not a curated record
AUGGAUAAAAGUUGUUUAUUAGAGAAACCUGUGUUUAUAGAUCACCGGAUUUUUAUGUUUGAAAGGCUUUAUGAGGAAUUUAAAAAAGAAAUACAAAGUAUGUUAAUAUAUUUGAUGAAGGAACAUGUUGAAAUUACGAUUACUUUAUCUGAUGGUACAUCUUUCCAAGGAAUAAGUUGGGUGACUACGCCUUUAGAAAUUUCCAAAAGGAUAUCUAGAAAAUUGUCAGAAAAUAUUGUAGUUGCUCAAGUUAAUGGUAUUUUAUGGGAUUUAGAGCGACCAUUUGAGGAAUCGUCGUCUUUGAAAUUAUUGGAUUUUAAUACUUUUGAAGGAAAACAGGUUUUUUGGCAUUCAAGCGCGCACGUUCUUGGAGAAGCUGCAGAAAGGUAUUAUGGAUGUCAUCUUUGUAUUGGACCGCCUAUUGAAGAUGGAUUUUUUUAUGAAAUGGCGAUUUCAAAUAGGACUGUACUCAAACAGGAUUAUUUUGAUUUAGAAAAAUUGAUAAAGUUUAUUAUAUCUGAGAAACAAGUGUUUCAGCGUUUGUUGGUAACUAAAGAUGAUUUGUUGGAAAUGUUUAAACAUAAUAAUUAUAAAAAAACGAUUAUAUCAUUAAAAGUUCCUGAUGGUGGAUCUUCUACCGUUUAUCGGUGCGGUACUCUUGUUGAUUUUUGUAUGGGGCCUCAUGUGCUUCAUACAGGAAAAAUAAAAGCAUUUAGUAUAUUAAAGAAUUCAUCUUCCUAUUUUUUAGGGGAUUCUACAAAUGAUUCUUUGCAAAGAAUUUAUGGUAUAAGUUUUCCUGAAAGUAAACAGAUGUUGGAAUAUAAGAAUUUUCUUAUUGAAGCUGAAAAAAGGGAUCAUAGAAAAAUUGGGAAAGAACAAGAGCUCUUUUUUUUUCAUGAGCUUAGUCCCGGUAGUUGUUUUUUUUUACCACAUGGAACUCGUAUAUAUAAUCGAUUAUUAGAAUUUAUAAAAUUUGAAUACAAAAAGCGAGGUUUUAGUGAAAUUGUAACACCAAAUGUUUAUAACUCAAAGCUUUGGCAAAUUUCCGGUCAUUGGCAAAAUUAUUCUGAAAAUAUGUUUGCAUUUGAUGUUGAAAAAGAACAAUAUGCUUUAAAGCCAAUGAAUUGUCCUGGGCAUUGUCUUAUGUUUGCAAUGCGUGAUAGAAGUUAUCGAGAACUUCCAUUAAGAUAUGCUGAUUUUGGUGUUUUACAUAGAAAUGAAUUUUCUGGAGCGUUGACUGGAUUAAUGCGGGUUCGGAGAUUUCAACAAGAUGAUGCACAUAUUUUUUGUACUUUUGAUCAAAUUAAAGAAGAAAUUGCGAAUUGUUUUGAAUUUUUAAAAUAUAUUUAUGAAGUAUUUGGUUUUUCUUUUAAGUUAAAUCUUUCUACUCGUCCUGAAAAGUUUAUUGGUGAUAUUGAAACAUGGGAUCAAGCAGAAAAAAGUUUAGAAACUGCUUUAAAUAAUUUUGGGAUGCCAUGGGAAAUAAAUCCAGGUGAUGGUGCAUUUUAUGGACCAAAGGUUGACAUUAAAAUUUUUGAUGCUUUAAGGCGACAACAUCAGUGUGCUACAAUUCAACUUGACUUUUUUUUACCAGAACGUUUUAAUUUAGAGUAUCGUUUAGCUUCGGAUAAGGAAAAUCAGACAGUUUAUGCAAGACCUGUAAUAAUACAUCGUGCUGUACUUGGAAGUAUUGAAAGAAUGUUAGCUAUUUUGACUGAGCAUUAUGCUGGAAAAUGGCCAUUUUGGCUAUCUCCUCGUCAAGUAAUAAUCAUACCUAUUUCUAAAUCAUUUAAAGAUUAUUCAAAGUGUGUAUAUGAUAAGAUUUAUGACAAUGGAUUCUACGUUGAUAUAGAUUUAAGUGAUAAUACUUUAAAUAAAAUGAUUAGAAAUGCUCAAGUAUCUCAAUAUAAUUUUAUAUUUGUUAUUGGUCAAGAAGAACAGGAUUCGAAUACAGUAAUGGUACGAAACCGUGAUGAUAAGUCAAAACAAAUUCGAAUUUCGCUUGAUGAUGUUAUAAGUAAAUUAAAAGAUCUUCAAUUUUAUAAAAAGAAAGAAAAUUCUUUAGAAUAA